Linum trigynum is the source of this 1869-nucleotide messenger RNA. Lineage: Eukaryota; Viridiplantae; Streptophyta; Magnoliopsida; Malpighiales; Linaceae. The record is from the annotation of a GenBank genome assembly.
ACAACCAACCAUUUGACACACUAUGUCAAACUUUUAUCUUUUCUCUGCAAAUUAGCCCUAGCCUUAGUUUUCGGAGCUCUCACUAAACCUCCAUAGGAGUAGGUGUAAUUAACUUAGCUUAUUUCCAAAAAACCAUCAAAAACAUCAAACACCCUCAUUCGAACAUUGUUCGGAGAGGAGUGAACCGUGUUUAGAAUCGUUGUUCAAGAAGUCAAAGGUGCAUUUAUUGAGUUCAAACACAAGUUUUUCCUCGCCGGAAAACACCACCUCCGAAUCGGAGAUGUCCAAUUCGCUAAUUAAUCGUCAGCUCGAUUUGAUUGUCCUCAGUGAGAAAGUUCACAUGUACGCGAAGCUGACAGGAGAGUUAGACAAGACAGUGACGAGAAUGUUGUUUGAGAGCUACGGAGUGGAGAAGUACCACGAUGGUCACGUGGAGUCGACGACGUAUCUGCUUCGGCUGCUGAAGAACAGAGCUCCGGUGGGAGACGAGCCUCACCUGGGAUUCAUCACUCACACCGACUAUAGCUUCACCACGAUUCUUCAUCAGAACCAAGUCGACGGUUUGGAGAUCGAUACCAAGGACGGGGAGAAGAUGAACGCCCACUUCACUCCCACUUCAUUUGUUGUGGUUGCCGGUGAUGCCUUAAUGGCGUGGAGCAAUGACAUGAUAGUGUCUGCAACACAAAGAGUGAUUAUGAAUGGGAAAGUGGACAGAUACUCAAUGGGGCUGUUUGGUUUCAGCAAAGGGAUAAUACAAGUGCCUGCAGAGCUUGUUGACGAGGAGCAUCCUUUGCUUUACAAGCCGUUGGAUCACAUUGGGCUCCUCCAUUUCUUCCAUACGGAUCAAGGUUACAGGUCCAAAUGCCCGGUCAAGGCAUUUUGUGGCAUUGGAUAAGUGUGAGCGAAAGAGAGGAUUAGCUAGCACAUCGUGUGUUUAUGUUUCAACCCAUCAAAUUAAUGAGCAUCAACUCCUGGACGACUCGUACUCCAAAAAUAAAGAUCCUCGGUCGACCAUAUGAUGAGAAUAAGGAAUUUUCCUUCCUCAAUAUGGGAUCUAAUAGGGUUUGUGGAUUGUAAUACAUGUUACUGCACGAAAUUGGUUUUUGGAUUUUAAUCUUAAACAUUUACCAACGACUUAGUAAUAGCGAGUCUAUUGUCUCACAACCCGUAAUGAGUAUUCACACAAUUUAGUUAUUCACGCAUAUAUAUUGUAAUUUAUUCUCGUUAUUAUAAAAUUAUUUUAAAAUUUGUAAAAUAUUUCAGAACGGAUGUCAUUGUGUAUAUUAUGCAAUCAACCCAUUUUUAUUUCCAUAUAAUAUGGUCAAUGUAAAAUUAUUAGGGAAAAAUAAAAUAAAAUAGUUUGAGAUUACACUUACAAAAUUAAUCAUAAUUCUUAGCGUGAAUGAAUUGUGAUUUUUUUUUAACAAGAAACAUUUUUCCUAAGGGUUAUAGGUAUAAUAUGUCCCUAUACUAUGCAGUUUUAUCAAACAUGCCCAUCUACUAUCUUUUACAUCAAACAUGCCCCUAUACUUUGGAAAAUUAUCAAACAUGCCCUUAUGUAAAAAUUUCCAUUAAAAAAUGGUCAAUCACAUUUGAACCGAGAUUCACACGACCUGACAUCGGAAAAAUUGGGGUUGAAAUGUCAGUUUUUCUUCCUCGUUUAUUUCUCCAGGUCUAGUUAAAAUGAAAUUAUUAGAAGUAUUUGGCUAUACAAAAGAAACAGAAGAAUUCUAAAGUGAAAUUAUUAGGAAUAUUUUAUACAUAGGUGUCGCCCAAACCAAGCUUCGACCAUGAUUGAUGGUUUUUAGAUGCAAAUUUUAACAAAGGGCAUGUUUGAUCAUUUUUACAAAAUAUAAGGGCAUAUUUGAU